Messenger RNA from Porites lobata, 9848 nucleotides. The record is from the annotation of a GenBank genome assembly. Lineage: Eukaryota; Metazoa; Cnidaria; Anthozoa; Scleractinia; Poritidae.
AUGAGCAAAGGAGAAGAUAUGGAUGCUUGCCUAGGGGAAGUAAAUAAGGACUCGAAAGUGUGGCAGCAUGGCAAGAUGAUUGCUCUUGACUGGCUCCGAAUUUUCAGAAAUCUUGGAAAUUUGAGCAAGGUUUGUUUACCUUUUUUACUUGCAUGUGUGUACAUAUAUAUGUGUUAGCAGGCACCAGAUAAAAAAAUGCCAUCUAUGUAAUCUGGUAGCUGCUAACAGGGGAAGUAGACAUGUGGACGUGUGUUUUCAUGCCGGAUGAUAAUAUUAUUUUAACUCUUGUAGGCUGGGACAUGACAUUUAUCUUGUAACUAAAAAAUAUUAAUUUUAUAAUCUUAGUCCCUGUUUGCUGGACUUUUCAUACACAUAUUGCAGAUGAAAUUGUAGCAAACGGUGGGACCAUGUAUUAGGGACACCUUUCUGUUGUAGAAUCACUGUGGCAUUUACUUUCAGAUAUUUUACAUAAAUAUUGAAAUGUUUAUAACAAUAUCACUAUAGGUGAGAAACUGGUUCUUCACCAUGGUUGGUUUACAAAACCCAAAAGAGGGAGCCAUAGAGUCUAGAAGAAAGUAUGACUUUGGAGAUGAAGUGCUUGCAUGGAGGAUAAAGCUUCGAAAAGAAAGGCAAGUUUCUGUACUAUUUCAAGUGCACCUCUUUGACCUUUAUUGCAGAGUAUGAUAUACCCUCCAAAUUUAGACCUAACAAUUUUUGCUAACAUGAUACACGGUAACUGCUAUUGCUUUGUAUGAGAAUAAAGUUGAAGUCAUUACCUCAGCUCACAGACUUUUGUCAUCUAAUUCCAAACUUUCCAAAGUUUGUUUUAUAUUAGAAACCAUAAUUAUUAUUAUGGUAUGGCAAAUUUCCCUGUAAUGUAUGUUGGCCAAAUCCUUCCAUGAUUUCCUUCCCUGAUGAUUAUUGUAUUUUUAAUGGUUUACUACAGGUAUCUGGAGGGGAACUGUUCAGAAAAGCUAAUUUCCUUGGAUGGCCUUGAAUUGGAAAAGGAUCUCCCAAACUAUGAAGAAAUUUUGCAGAGUAACCGGAGAAGACUGCUCAGUGAACAAAUCAUCGAUUGCAAGAAGCGAACAGAGGUGGAGGUACAAAGACUUUAUGUAACUGUUCAAGAAAGGGCUGUAGCGGAAGAUAUAAAGAAUGCUACCAAGGAUGAAAUUCUGAAACGCAUUGGAGAUAAACUACAGCAGAUUUUUGAUGGAGAGGUAAGAGGACCUCUGUCUAGAAAGCUGGAAUAUUUUAUAAAGAAUGCUACCAAGGAUGAAAUUCUGAAACGCAUUGGAGAUAAACUACAGCAGAUUUUUGAUGGAGAGGUAAGAGGACCUCUGUCUAGCAAGCUGGAAUAUUUUAAGGCCCACCCAAGUAAAGCCAAAAAGGAUGCACUGCUUGUAUUGUACAAUGACAUAAUUGAAGAGCUUCAGCACCUUGAAGCAGUUGACGAACAAUGUAUUGUGGAAGAUGAUGAAGAUGGAGAGGUUGACUGAUGAUAAUAUUGUAUAUUAUGAAGUUGUAAAAAUUGUGCUGAUCCAUAAAACAUCCAUACCUCCUCCACGGAAGGGAUUUUUUUAAAAUAAGAACCCAAGCCCCUAUAGAAAUUCAAAUUUAACUUCAUACAUUGUGUGGUUCCUGAAAAUAUCCACACCCAUCACAAGGAUGGUCACUGAAAAUUCCGAGGGGGAGGGGGAUCCCAAAAGUCAAAUUUUUGAAGGGAAAGUAUGAAGCAAAACUGGAAAUUCCAGGUAGGGUAGGAGGGUCCGAACCAUAAAACCAUUCUUGGGGGUAUGGCUAUUUUCUGAACCCACACAUUUCUAUAGUUUUUUUGGUCUUUGAGGCCCCCAGGAAUUUCCAAUCCCUUCUGUGGUGGGAAUAUGGAUAUUUUCGGUAUCUUUUCAUUGAGUAGUAAAACAAAAUUGUGCUGCUUUUGUCAGAUUUUGUGUCGGAUAUCGACUCUAUUGCACACUUAAAUGAAAUUUUUCAAACUGCUGGCAGGACUGUUAGCAGGAUCUCACAGUGGUUUUUUUCUGUGUAUGUAUAUUCUAGAUUUUUAUCUCAAUAAUUUAUCCAUUUCUUUUAAAAUGUUUCACUUUGUUAAAUUUCGUGUAUGCAUGCACAUACUGUACCGAGGAAUGCUUCCCUGCCAUUGAGUUGCAAUAGAAGGCUGCAUGAACAGUGAUAAAUAUAAUGUGGCCUAGAUUUUAAUCCAAGCUAAAAGUCACAUCAGUAGUAAUUGAAAUGGAUUUUUUCUCGAGUUCAGUGUAAGGUUCUCCUGAUUACAAAUACAAAAAUUUAUAGGAAUGUACGGAGGAGGGGUGAUGGUAUAACUGGGGGUGCUUGUCAAACCGAAAACCACAAGACUUAUUUUACAACUUUUUAACAAAGAACCCAGAGCAGUUGGUUAUGACAGGAAUGUUCCUGCUUAUCCAAAUAGGUACCUAGCUACUCGAUGAAAAGAUAUUCUUUUAACUUUCAGCGGUUUGUUUCAAAACUUUCAAUAACCAUUUACAUGUACAUCACUUUUAUAUGUGAGAUUCCACCCCUCCUCCUUUUAUGCAAUUAUUGGUAUACUACAAUAGCCAUAAGUAAUUUAAUGGACUAUUUGCUUUUAAUCAAAUGAUUGUUCAAUUGCUACAGUAGUUUUUCACAAAAAAGUCAAUUCAAUUUAACAGAAACAAUAGCACAUACUGAGUUGCCUUGUAGAGCUAUGUAUUAUGACGGUUCAUAUAGCUUCAAUAAACAUUAAGAGGCUGUCCGCGUAAGAACCGAUGAGGCAAAUUUCGGUCUAUCACGGAUUGCCCUGAUUUUUUCAGCAGAAGAUGACUAUCCUAUCCCAUGAAGAAAUAUCACAUUUAUUUGGACCAACUCAAUUUUUUCUCUAUUUUACAGGAAGAUUUUCUCGGUCACCUAAAACUAGUCAGUUUGCCGUCGGAAGUAGUGCGAUUUUGGUGAAACUUUAGGGCUCUGUCAAACCUACCUUACAUAGCCGAAUAAUCUGAUUAUUUUACACACGAAAGUCUUAACUCUCAUUAAUAGUUUCAAUGUUUAAUGGUUGCAUUCUGUGGAAAGUUGGCUGAGAUAUGAUUUUUUGAAAAUGACCUUUAAUUUGCUCAGCAGGAAAAGUAAUUUGCAUAAGUAGAGCUGAACGGUAAUUUCCUAAAAGUGGCACCUGACCCAGACUCAAGUCUAUGAUAAAUCAGAAGUACUAAGACCAGUCUACUUCUUAACGCAAUAAAAUUUGUGGGCACUCUUCUUUGCGUGCCGUGCAAAGUUCCGGUAAUGUUCCAAAGUUCGCUAUUGUGACAGCAAAGCUGGAAUUGUAACGGGUCCGCAUCUGAUCGACUAAUUUCCACAGCUUUAACGUUUCCAGUUAUCACUAAAUAUCAUUAGACCCUUCAAAUGUUGGACGUUUGAAAACAUGUGGAGAAAACUUAGUAAUCGCUUUUCCUUGGGUCUUUUUCUUGUCGACGAUGAACGUGACUUCGUUCUCGGUAAGCAAAUUAGCCUUAGAUGGGUUGUUUCAACAAAUUGACAGGAAAUAUAAUCGUUACAUUCACAUUUCUAAGGGGAAAAAUAAUUGUCCUUUCCACAGAAAAACACAAACCAUGACUUAGAAUCCCCUUAAGGUCUGUUUUUUUUUUUUUUUUUUUUUUUUUUUUUUUAACGAGGAAGAAGCAGCUGAAUAAUAUAUCAUGAAAGAUGUUUGCGGCUUAAAAUAAUUCAAUUACUGUGGCCUGUCACGCAUUCCUCAAGAGGGGUGGUCGAUUAGAAAACAAUAGCGUUGUGUCGAUCAAUUCGAUAAUAUUAUCAUCUUUUUUUUAAAUGAUAGUUAUUGAUAAUAAUAAAAAAUAAGAGUUCACUUGCAAGGUAAUUCCUCCUGUAGCACACGAAAAUGUUUGGGGGACUCUUUUUUGCCUGCCUUUAUAAAAAAUAGCGUUAACGUCGAAAGCUUUAUUAUGAUAUUUGCUUAUCGGGAGAAGGCAGAUCUUUGUACACUAGCACUAUGCCCCACACUUUUUCUAUCUUAAAUUAGCGGUAAAUUUCAGUUUCAUUCAAAGAUCUUUAAAGCGUUUAUCGGUAGCUUAUCGGUAGCAGAAUGAAAAGGGAAAAAUAGUUUCUUUUUUCAGUGAAUAAACGCAAAAGGGAGUAUCUUUUCAGUUUUUGUUAGGGUAUAACAUCCGAAUUCCAACGAUGAUCUUGUUUUGGUUUCAAUCUGAUUGAAUUAUAAUGCAACAGGUGCCAGUUUCAAACUAAAUAUAAUUAUGUCACUGAAAUCGCCGAAGAGAUCAAUUGUGAAAAAUGGCUUUCUCGGCUAUUUCAUCAAGCAGUUCUUCCGCGAGAUCGUAGACAGAGUGAGGUCUCGGAAGGGGUGUAGAGGAAAAUGUGUUGGUCACAGAGUGCAUAGAUGAUAUUACCUCACACUUAGCCAGCUCUCACUUGUCUAAGUGUAGCAAGUGUAGCAAAGACAAUGAAAAUGAACUCAUUUUAGCGAGAGUACGUAUUCGAGGCUUGGUGGGUAUUCGGAACUGAAAUGACAAUCUGCCCAAGGCACAGACUCUAAAUAGUCUGUGUACAGACCCCCUCCUCUCAGGAAAAAUCGGAGAAGGGGCCGCUUCUCCCAAGGGGGGGAGGGUAGUGUGUACACAGGCUAACACUAAAAUGACAAUCUGCUUUAGGCACAGGUUUUUGCGAGCGCCAAGGUCUUGCUAGGCUCGAUUGUAAGCCGCUGUUUUGGAAAACGAGUCCCCAACGGACGGGGAGAGGGCGGAAAUCGAGCCUAAGGUCUUGUCAAUACCCCGGUCACACUCUGGAUCAUACUGGCAAAAUAACUUCUGUGGCAGGAAGACACGUCGUAAAUUUCCAGAUAGCCAGCGAAAUAAGUCAAAGUUUUGUUCCAUCAUUCUUUUUUCUUCUUCAUGCAAACAAUUGUCUUAACGUACAGAGAUAUUUUAAUUUCUCUAUUUAACAUUUUAUCUUGCGAUGUUUUCUGAAGUUCGUUUCCAGUUUAUUUGAGCUUGCAAGGAUAGUUUUUGUUAUUUCUAUUUUUUUGACAGCCGUGUAUCUUGCCCUGAUCAAUUCUUACCUUUAAAAUACUAUACAUACCGGUUAAUCCGUGUGUUGUGAAAGAUUGUUUUCUGAUGAUUGUUUGAAGAGCAUUAUAAAUGGGGAAAAAAGAACUUUCUACACGGAGUCAGGAUUCAACCUCGUCCCCAGGGCUUUCCCCCCCCCCCUGUCAUUUUCUAAGAAGAAUGUCCUGGGGACGAGGCUAGGAGUGAUUGUGGUCGAGGUGUCGUUCACGUGUAUGAAAAGUAUUUCAUUCUUAAAAUAAAAAUAACUUUUUUGAACUUAGACAGUGUUUAAAACAUGUCUCUGGGUUUUGCAAAAAUUAGUGAUACUUAAAAGUACCUUAGUGUUCAGUUCAACUUUAUAUAGCCGAUUUGCUCCUCCUGUCGCAAGAAACUUGAAAAAACUUGACGCCGAAGGGUCGAGAAGAGCACAACCAUGUCCACACAUUUGCCGGAGAGGUUUAUUGGACAAGAUUUCUCUGUUUUUCUUGUUUGACUGAACGUUUUCAUUAAGUCUUCAAAAAUGCCUCCAGAUUGCUGCUUUUUUUUUUUUUUUUUUUUUUGUAUGCUCUUGAACAAUGUGCUUCAUCUCACCUCUCCAUUUUUAACCUACUUUACCAUCCACCCUCUCUCCCCACUGUUCCACCUCUACUUUAAUAAGCAUUUGUAUUUAGGGGGGGUGAAAUUUCUCCCGUGUAUAUUAGUUUCUGAAAAAAUAAGUCCUUCUACUUUUUCCUUAAAUUCUUAAACUUAGUUCUUUUUUCUUUAAGAACCACCAAAGAUGCUGCUAAGGCUGCAAUAAGCGCACUCGCCUUUUUAUAUACUUCAUCUAGUGAAAUGCCCGCCCUUUCAUAUACCUGAAGCCUGAAAAAGAUACUCCUUUCGGGCGGAACCUCCCCGUAUAGGCCAUCAUAGGGAGUUCCCCCCACUCCCGUUCCAAUUCCGUGCUCACCUAUUGCCAGCCCAUGUUGGACUCUAGGCCCGUUUGAGUCAACACGUAAACAUAAUCCUAACUGUAUACAAGUUGAACUUGACCAUAGAGAUCUGUUGCAAGAAGACGACGAGUUCGAAAGGCAAAAGCUUGUUGCAGAAAUCGCUGAAGAAUUGAGACCACAACUCCCUCAACCAGAAGCUUUCAACCUAUGUGUAUGUCAAAGGAAGAACAACCUAGUCAGUUCAACGUGGUAAUGCUAAAAAAAUCUUGUGUCACUUUAAAAUACCAUUCAAAUCCAGGGAAAGAAAAGGAGACCUAGUUGACAAACUUUCGUCUUUCAUACAAGAUUGCACGUGCUUUUGUCCAACAGCGCAGGAGUGAACAUAUGGAUCCUUAAUUUAGUGUGAUUAACAGCCGGCAAAACUUUUGGGAUUUAACAGGAGAAGGACCGUAAACAAUAACUAUGCCUUUUUCUGCAUGCCAUUCCUCAUUUUUACUGAAAUGUUGUUAAUUGGCGAUAAACACAAUGCUCUGUUAAUACCACCCUAACGUUUGUAUAGCCUAUGGUUAGCAAGGAAUCUAGGAAAUGAAAGUACUUUGCAGGUGUGGUCCUAUGGUGUCGCAAGGUAUUUCUGAAGUUGUUUGCGAGCUAUUUCCAAAAUAUUAAUUUUUGAUUCUGUAAUUGAAAAUAUUGUGCUAGUGAUCGUGAAUAAGAGUGGCCGUGUCCAAGGGACUACUUUGUAGCUAAUUGUCGUGUAUUACACCAUGGGCUGUCAUAUUAAACCCUAUCCUCACGGUGGCUCCCGGGGAUACUGACUCAGUUAAAACGGUCGUAGAAUGAAUAAAUACAACAGCACGGUAUUUCCCACCCAGUAAAGAAUCGGAAUUAAUAGUGAUUAAAUUGUAUGAUUAUCAAUAACUAUCACUUCAAAAAAAAUAUAAUCAGAUAAAAGAACUGAUCGAUACACAGCCACUCUCGGGGAAUGCGUGACGGGCCAAAGUAAUUAAAUUGUUUUCAUUCGCGUAAACAUAAUCUUCUUCUACUACUUCUUCCUCGUGAAACAGACCUAAGGGGAUUCUAAGUCAUAUAUCGUUCGUGUUUUUUCUUGGAAAGUUCUAAGAGAUAUUUUCCCUUAAAAAUGUGAAAUAUAAGCAGUUAUGUUUCCUGUCAAUUCAAUUAAUUGAAACGACGCAUCUAAGGCUAAUUUGCAUACGGAGAAUGAAGUCGCGUUCUGAUCGUCGACCAGGAAAAAAACCAAGAAAAAGCGAUUACCAAGUUUUCUCCUCGUGUUUUCAAACGUCCAACAUUUAAAGGGUCUAAUGACAUUUGGUGAUAACUAGAAACGUUAAAACUGUGGAAAUUAGUCGAUCAAAUGCGGACCGUUACAGUUCCAGCUUUGCUGUCAAAAUGGCGAGUUUGUAACAUUAACGGAACUUUGUACAGCGCGCAGAGAAGAGUGCCCACAAAUUUUAUUGCAUUAAGAAGUAGACUGGUCUUAGUACUUCUGAUUUAUCACAGACUUGAGUCUGGGUCAGGUGCCACUUUCGCGAAAUUACCGUUCAGCUCUAGUUAUGCAAAUUACUUUUCCUGCUGAGCAAAUUAACGGUCAUUUAAAAACAAUCAUAUCUCAGCCAAAUUUCCACAGAAUGCAACCAUUAAACUUUGACACUGUUAACGAGAGUUAAAACUUUAGUGUGUAAAAUAAUCAGCUUAUUCGGCUAUGUAAGGCAGGUUUGACAGAGCCCUAAAGUUUCACCAAAAUCGCACCACUUCUGAAGGCAAACGGGCCAGUUUUAGGUGACCGAGAAAAUCUUCCUGUAAUAUAGAGAAAAAAUUGAGUUGGUCCAAAUAAAUGUGAUAUUUCUUCAUGGGAUAGGAUAGUUAUCUUCCACUGAAAAAAUCAGGGCAAUCCGUGAUACACCGAAAUUUGCCUUAUCGGUUCUUACGCGGAAAGCCUCUUAACAGAACAUAACGUUCUGAUUGUUUUGGGAAAUGCCCAAAAGUUACCAGGAACAAUAACAAUUUAAUUAGCUGAUGAGGGUCAUUGAUUGAUCAUCCAUACAGUAUCUGCUAUCACUCUUCCUCUCCAGCAACAAAGAUCUCUACGCUCUCGUCAGAAAUAAAUGAUAUUUAACUCUGUUUCCGCACGGUGGGUACGUCAUUUUUCUCUUUGUCGGUGAGUUGCGGCAUCGGUUUAUUCAACAAUAAUUCCUUAACAGGAGUUGGUAUCACAGCGUCAGGACUACCACCAUAGUGCAACCUCUUUCUAGAAGGAGGGACGCGAGUCUCACCUCUCGUUGAUGAAUGCCCUAGAACGCCAGCCAAACGAUGAUCAAUAUUGAUAUGUUAAGGAGUGUCUUCGAGCGGUUCGAUUUCAGGGCGAUCAGGGUCUGUUGCAGUCUCCGGGGCAUCGUAUCUGUGCUCGGCUCGGGUGGCCUUAAGUAUUCCUUUAUUAUAUGUUUCUAAAAGGCCCAGAAAACCGCCGACAAAACGCUGUCUCUUGUGAUCGAUUACAAUAAUUACUUCAGCCUUUGUCAUGGUGUGAAGAGCGUGACCCUUCUGAAAUAAAGUCGCCUUGCGCCGGUAUAGCGCGGAAGACCUCGCCUGGGAAUUGCUUAGGCCAUUUUCUCUUUCCCCCUUCGCGGUGUAUUUCUUUUUAAUUCGGCCUUUUGCGAAGUUCCACUGCGAAUAUAAAGUAAGUAGUUUAAAUACAAUUGCCAGUGUUCGAGUUCAGUGUAAGGUUCUCCUGAUUACAAGUACAAAAAUUUAUAGGAAUGCACGGAGGAGGGGUGAGGGUAUAACUGGGGGUGCUUGUCAAAUCGAAAACCACGAGACUUAUUUACAACUUUUCACGAAAGAGACCAGAGCAGUUAUGAUAGGAAUGUUCCUGCUUGUCCAAAUAGGUACCUAGCUACCCGCUGAAAAGAUAUUCUUUUAACUUUCAGCGGUUUGUUUCAAAACAUUCAAUAAGCAUCUACAUGUACACGUGGGCGAACCGGAAAAGGUUUCAACUGGGCAACAACAUGAGCAUGAUGAAAAAAAUAUUACUUACCGAGCUUCGCCUUCAGUACCGUUUACAUCAGGGCUUAUCGAAUUCAUGGUUCCAAAACAGUUUUUGAGAUCACUUCAAUUUUUAAAUAUAAGACUGACAAAAAUGUCCACGCGAAACACUUGCGUAAGAGCAGUGUAAUAGGAGUUCUUCACAGCACCACAAAUAAACCAACAUUGAAACAAACAGUUAUUUCAUUGGUAACUAGCAUUCUAGAAGUGUCAUCUGGACAUCUCACCGGAAACGGCAGAGUUGGGUGCCGAGCUGGUCAAAGGUCUCAAAUCCUCGGAACAAAGUGAGCGCAAUCCUUCAGCAUGGCAGCGACAAUAGACUUUUUCAGAAUUUCCAUCAAAGGCGUUCAAAUCAAAGGGUAAGUUUUGCAGCAGUGGUAUUUUCUGCGUAAACUAAUUGCCUUACCGCACUUCAUGUGAAAUUCCUUCAGAAAACAAAGCCUUACUUGGCGCUUAUCUCCAUGGCUUACGCUGUUUAAUUUGGAUAAUUUUCAGAUAUCACCAUUUCAAGGUUAAAGCACCAUCUGGGACACCAUUUAUCGUUAGAAAGGAAGCUUACAACGAGUAUGAUCCCUUCGCACUGGCAUGUCUUAUCCCUGCCGAAUUGGAACUAAUUCCGGAGCCUUUGCGGAAAAUGGCCAUUUACAGCAAAUCAAAGCGAAAAAGUUACACUUUGGAAGAUGUGCGAGGGUCUCAGAUCGGUAGAAUUCAGUAUUUUUUAAACAUGGAGCUAUCCUACCUUCUGGAGUGUGGCAAGAUAUCGCGGAUUGAAGGGUAA